AUGCCUUUGCCGCGCCGUGCGCCCUGGGCCGACGAAACCGACUCGGACGAGUUCGUUGCUCUGGAGGUGGACAAGGAAUCGGCUCUUGUCGUCGCUGUGCGGCCGAUCCAGUCUGGGGUGAACAACCACGAUUUCGGCACCCCGCAGGCGACGCGAGGCUCGGGACACACUCCGAUGGCAGGCGCUACAGUCACGCGAGCCCCGUGCCUGAAUGGCUCUCCUGUGCCAACACUGACAGCGAGACGUGUGGUGGAAGUGGCAGCUUUCGUCCGCGCGCUGCUGACCUCAACGCGCGGAGGCCCGGAGCUGCGGACUCUGCUGCGAGCCUGGCAGUACCGUCUGCGGUACGUUCUUGCUGACACGCACAUCCCGUGCACGGUUUGGAGAGCUUUGGUUUUCGACGUGCACAUCCCGGACGUGGGCGACAUACUUCAGCUUCAGCACUACCGCAUUUGA
This is a messenger RNA of Symbiodinium sp. CCMP2456, 456 nucleotides long. Lineage: Eukaryota; Dinophyceae; Suessiales; Symbiodiniaceae. The record is from the annotation of a GenBank genome assembly.